Daphnia magna is the source of this 2982-nucleotide messenger RNA. Its product is annotated as cytochrome P450 3A14. Gene Ontology annotation, molecular function: iron ion binding; heme binding; steroid hydroxylase activity. Lineage: Eukaryota; Metazoa; Arthropoda; Branchiopoda; Diplostraca; Daphniidae. The record is from RefSeq and is a predicted model, not a curated record.
GGUUUCUGUAUGACUGCUCAAUUGAGAGAUGGGUCACAUACUCAAUUCCACAUGGCGGCCAUGGAAUAACCCCCAAGAGAAAAUUUGAUAAGCCCAAUAACUUCUCGACAGUGUUGACCUAUAGUUGAACGUGCUCGAGAUUCUCCUCUCUUCGCUUUAUUGUUUGCCAUAUAACAGUCAUCUAUAUUUCCAAUAAUAGCUUCAGACGCUCAUACGCUUUCCGAAUCUGUAUUGACCCAACCGUGGCCUCAGGGUGGGGUCAGUCGAUGCUUUUCAUACUGGCCAGUUUCGACACAACAGCUACCACUGUGACAAACCCUUGCUUCUUUUACGUUCAAGAAGCGCUUCGUCAUGGAAAAAUUGAAAAUUGCAAUUUACUCCAUGAUCCAGAAGUUUCGCUUCUUUCCUGAAAUAUUGCAUUUUGGUGAUGAGGUAAUACCAUUUGUGAACCCUGUUAUUGUGGGUUUUGAGUUACGUCACAGCUCCAAAUAACAACCGAAGUUCUGUGAGGAUUUCGAACUUAUCGAGGAUGACAAUCUAAAGCUAACGUUUCAUUGUCAUUGUGAUGAAUACGUUCGCUUCCACCAGUAGCUAAUUUUGUCUAAGAGUGAAGAUCUCCAGAACAUCGGUAUUUUUCGCAACUCUUAUUCACAAAUCUUUAUACUUUUAAUAUUUAGAACAUGCUCAAGGAAUAUAUCGUGUUAGUGCGUUAGUAUUUGGUCGUCAGAUUGUUAAGGAAAGUUGAAGCGUUUUUAUGCUUGUUUUUUCUUUUUAUUGGAAACACGAUAAAGUAAGAUGAGUUGCUUCCUCUUUUUAAGAACUUGUAAUAACAAGACGUGAGACCCACUUCACCACAGACGUUAGUAUCGUGUCCAUCGUUUGCUUAUCUUGAAAAACGCUUAAAUUAAUUAAAUAUAGUUGCGUCCAUGGUUUAGAAAAUACUCUCUUAUCUUAUCUGUGUUUUAAAAAUAUUAUUUGGUUGGGGCAGUAUCUCCUCACCCACCCAUCCCCUCAGCAGCACAAUGUAAAAUUUACAUUAAUAGAUACAUUGAAGGUUUACUUUUGUAAAUCUUUCAUCGUGCCUAAAAAUUACCAAACUUUAGAACUUUGUUGUUCUUUACGUGUUUUCAUUUUCGAAACAGCUGAUUCUUAGCCAACAAGCGUAUUGUGCAUCAACAUGCAUGCGGAUGUGCCAUGACAUUCAGAAAUUUUAGGGCUGGACAAAAUAGUUCCACUUGGCCUCGAGUGUGUCACAAAAAGGAUUCGUCUGCCUCAGGCAUUCAGUUGUGAGUUGUGUUUCCGCUAAAAUGGACGUGUCGGCGAUUCUCCCUUUCCCUGUUUUCUGGGUAGUGACGAUAGUCUCCUCUUUGUUCAUCCUUUACAGAUAUGUUACGUCUUCAUUUGAUUACUUCUCUCAACAAGGAAUUCCUGGCCCUAAACCAAUCCCAAUCUUCGGCAAUAUGUGGGGUAUCUGGAAAGCCAAUAUUCCCGACUACGAUAUGGCAUUAGUGCAAAAGUAUGGCAAAGUUUUUGGGUAUUUUGACGGAUCUUUACCGAAUCUUUGGAUCACAGAUGUAGCUAUGAUAAAAGCCAUGUACGUCAAAGAUUUCGAUCACUUUGUCGAUCGCAGGAACUUUGAAAUCACAACCAAAGUCAUGCGCAAAUGGCUAACGGUAAUGAAGGGCCAAGAAUGGAAAGACAUUCGUUCGUCUGUUACUCCGGCUUUCACUACCGGGAAAAUUAAACGAAUGUCUGGGCUGAUUAGAGAUUGCGUCGUUCAACUGUGUGACAGAUUAACCGGUUUUACUGAGAUCGAAGGGAAGAUUGACGCAAAGCUGACAUUUAGUGCUUUCACAAUGGACGUGAUUGCCAGAUGUGCUUUUGGCCUCAAAAUCGACAGUCUUGGACACAAAGAUGAUCCAUUCGUUCGUAACUCUCAAUUUGUUUUCAAUCCAUCUGCUAACAAAUCACCGAUCGUCUUGCUACCCAUUAUGUAUCCCGAAUUAUGUGCUGCGUUAGGAAGGCUUGCAGAACACAUGUUUGUUACCAAGGAGUUGAAAUUCUUUUUCAAGUUUUUGGAAAAUGUCCUCGCUGAUCGUUUGCAAUCAAAAGAGAAAUAUCACGACUUUAUUGAAGUGGUUGAUGAAUCAAUCUCUCAGUUCACGAAGACGGUUGAUGGCGAAACCGUUCCAAUGUGGUCACGUGAAGUAAUGGACGAAAUUAUUAUAAGCCAGUCGACGCUCUUCCUGCUAGCAGGUUUCGACACAACAGCUACCACUUUGACAAACACUUGCUUUCAACUGGCCAGGAACCCUGAUGUACAGGAAACCUUGUAUGAAAGCAUCAUUGCAAAAAUGGAAAAUUAUGAUGAAGUGUGUCAUGAAAUGGUCCACGAUAUGCCUUAUUUGGAAAUGGUUAUCCAAGAAGUUUUGCGCUUCUAUCCACCUCUUGUACGCGUUGAACGUCAAUGCACCAAGGAUUAUUCUUACGACAAUGGACGCAUCAAGAUUAAAAAGGGACAAAUUGUAACUGUGCCGGCCUAUGCUCUGCAUCACAUGGAAGAAUAUUACCCGGAUCCAGAAAAAUUUGAUCCACAGAGGUGGACCCCAGAAAACAAAGCCAAACGCAAUCCCUACACGUACAUGGCCUUUGGAACAGGUCCUCGCAACUGUGUCGGCAUGCGCUUCGCCAUGGAAGGAUUGAAAAUUUCAAUUUGUUCCAUGAUCCAGAAGUAUCGCUUCUUUCCGGUUGCAGAAACUCCCGAGAAGCUGCGUUUUGAUGACGGCUAUUUAGCAGUUCUGCAACCACUUCACGCCAUUGUGGGAAUCGAAUGUCGUCGAAGGCGAUUCUGCUUAGCGCCUCAAAUCCCUUAAAUGAAAUGGAAUUGAAUGGCGACGAGGCAACGUUUCAUUUAUGUUGUAUCUUUAUCCCCGAACUAUGUGUUCGUCUGAAUGGAGACUAAAGCAUUUAUGGAAUGUCGUA